Humulus lupulus (European hop) is the source of this 1713-nucleotide messenger RNA. RefSeq lists its product as uncharacterized. The transcript has 5 exons. The coding region runs from base 1 to 1713 and encodes 570 amino acids. Lineage: Eukaryota; Viridiplantae; Streptophyta; Magnoliopsida; Rosales; Cannabaceae. The record is from RefSeq and is a predicted model, not a curated record.
AUGGAAGAUGCUCGUAUUUGGAGGGCUAGUUGUUUGAUGACUGAGAUUCGUAGGAUUGGUGCUCAUUAUACUUGGUCUAACAAGCAGAUGGAAUGGUCCCGAAUAUUCUCUAAAUUGGAUAGGGCUCUUAGUAAUGAAGCCUGGGUUGAUGCUUUCCAAAACUCAGAGGAUAAUUUUAAUUGGGAUGUUCUUUCAGAUCAUUGUUAUUGUAUUAUUAAGAUUGUAAUUAGUCAGAUUUUAGGGGUAAAACCUUUCAAAUUUUUUAACAUGUGUUCUAAACAUGAGGAUUUUAGAGACACUGUUCUUAAAAGCUGGUCUAUGAAGGUUCUUCGAUCUAAUAUUCUGGGUAUUGUACAGAAACUGAACAGAUUGAAGGUGGUUUUGGCUCAGUUUAAUAAACAUCAAGUUGGUGAUGUCAUUAUUCGUUACUUAGCUGCCAAGGAAAAGUUUCAACAUGCUCAAUUUAUGCUUCAGCAGGAACCGCACUCUACAGGAUUUCAGCAAGCAGAACAUGAAGUGUGUAUAGAAUUUUCUCGCCUAUCUAAAAUGUAUGAGAGUUUUCUUCGGCAAAGGAGCAAGAUCACAUGGCUGAGAUUUGGAGAUGACAAUACUUCCUAUUUUUAUGUUAGUCUUAAGCAGAGGUCAGCUUGUAAUAGGAUUACAACCUACUUGGAUGAGCAUGGUAAGAUUGUUGACUGCUAUGAUGAUGUGGUUAAUCAUUUUAAGGGUUUUAUGGGUAGUCCUAGUACAGCUAUUUCUAGGAUUCAGCAAGAUAGUUUUAAGUUUGGUUCUAUUCAGAAUUUAGACCAGCACCUCAGUUUAGUUAAGCCUUUUUCGAAGAGGGAUGUAAAAAUGACCAUGUUUAGUAUUCACUCAGUAAAAGGUCCUGGUCCUGAUGGGUUUGGUUCAGGUUUUUUCAAAUCCAUGUGGAGAGAUUUGGGGGAAGAGAUUUCCACUGCUAUGCUUUGUGUGAGAUUGACCACUGUACUUCCUUUGCUUACUCAUCAGAACCAGGGAGCAUUUAUUAAACAUAGAUCAUUGGCGCAUAACAUUUUCAUUCUCCAAGAUCUCCUCAAAGGAUAUUCCAGGAAUAAUAUUUCAACUAGAUGUUUGAUAAAGAUGGAUGUAAGCAAGGCUUAUGAUUCCAUUGAUUGGUAUUUCUUGGAGGAUUUGUUGAAUGCAUUACAUGGGGGAUUCAGUGGAAUGAAAGGUUUGCGUCAAGGAGACCCCAUUUCUCCUCUUCUAGUUGUAUUGAUUAUGGAGUAUCUUACUAGAUUGCUUGCUCAGGCUGCUCAACAUAAGGACUUCAGGUUUCACCCGCUCUGUAGAAAGUUGAAUCUUGUCAACCUUUGUUUUGCGGAUGAUCUCAUCCUAUUUUGCAAGGGUUCCUUUAGGUCAGUUCAAAUUCUUCACGCUGGUUUUAGCAAAUUCAGUCAAGAUUCUGGUCUCACUAUGAACUUAUCUAAAUCUCACAUCUAUUUUGGUGGUGUUCAUUCAGAUGAAAAGAGGAGAAUCAUGGAGUGCUUAAAGAUUGAGGAGGAUUCUUUCCAUCUAAAAUAUCUGGGAAUGAGAUUGAUAGAUUAUGCAGGAACUUCUUAUGGGGAGCAAAGGGUAACCGGAGCAAGCUGCAUUUUUCUUCCUGGGAGCAGGUUGUUUGGGUUAGUUAGAUCAAAUCUGAAAGUUGAUGAGAAGAGAUUGCUUGAUUACAUUUAG